CUCGUUUCGUGAUUAGAUACCUACCUAAGGUCAUAUUAGUUUUUGAUCGUUGACAGAAACAGUUUUCUUCUGCUCUAUGUAACCUACAUAAUCGACCACCUGAUUCGCAAUUACGUGUAUAAUAAUUUCAAACAAUAUUUUGUUAUAAUAUUGUUCAUAAAUUUUCGUGUCUACUUAUCAUGUCAACAAUGAGAAGCCAGUAUGACAAGUUGUCGUGGAAAGAAGUACGAGAGUUGUUUAGAAUAUGGAGAGAGGACAGUGAACGCAGAAGUAAAGAUGUAGUAAUUUUGUGGAAAAAUAUAUUGGCACCAAAAAUCGAUCAACUUGGAAAUGAAAAGUAUCUGAUCUUGGAACAAGUUUGUCUAGCAGCAUUGGAUUGUUAUGACCUUUCGUUAGCAGAAUAUUGCAUUAAAAUAUUAACAACAGAAUUUCGUAGAAGUCUAAGAGUUCAUAAAUAUCAUGCCAUGCAAAUGGAAGCUAUGAAAUUAUAUGAUGAAGCUCUAGAAGUAUUGGAGUUUAUUAUAAAAAGAGAUGAAACUAAUGCAGCACCAAGGAAGCGACGAAUAGCUAUAUUAAAAGCAAAAGGUCGAACAUCAGAAGCUAUUAAAGAGCUUACAGAAUAUUUGAAGAAAUUUAUGAGUGAUCAAGAAGCAUGGCACGAGUUGUGCGAUUUGUAUUUGCAAGAACAAGAAUACUCUAAAGCAGCAUUUUGUAUGGAAGAACUUAUAUUGCAUAAUCCACACAGUCACUUAAUUUAUCAAAGAUAUGCAGAAAUAAAAUAUUCCCAAGGUGGAUUCGACAAUAUGGAAUUAGCCAAAGCAUACUUUUGUCAGGCUGCAAAGUUAAAUCCAAAUAAUAUCAGAGCUCUCUAUGGUCUCUUAUUGGCAUCAAACAAUAUUGCUACAUCGCCUAAAUGCCCUUCAUCUAAAAAGAAAGACGCAAUAAAAUUAAGUGAAUGGGCAGCUAAUCAAAUAGAAAAGCAGUAUCAAUCAAAAGUUUCAGACGAAAAUGUUAAAACAGUAGAAGGAUUACUAGGACAAUUGCAACUUGACGUUUAGAUAUGCAAAUUUAUAUGUAUGUAUGUGUUUAAAUAUUGUAACAUAUGUAAAUGUACUAUUCAUUCCUAACGAUUUAUACACAAAUGCAAUCUAUUAUAAUUAAUUCAGAAAUAUUUACACAAUCAUCCUCCACGGAUACAGCGCUUAUACAAAUAUGAUAUUUGCUAUGGAAAAUGCAGCAAAACAUAAUUCAUUAGUUACAUAAUUUAUAAAAUUUAAUUAGAAAACACAAUUCACUAGAAUAAAAAUGUCAGAAUAUAGUAAAUAAAAGUUUCUAACUUUAUAACAGUUAUAAU
Molecule: messenger RNA, 1354 nt
Organism: Hylaeus volcanicus
Lineage: Eukaryota; Metazoa; Arthropoda; Insecta; Hymenoptera; Colletidae
Product: ER membrane protein complex subunit 2-like
Exons: 8
Coding region: 180-1058 (292 amino acids)
Biological process (GO): protein folding in endoplasmic reticulum
Cellular component (GO): EMC complex
Molecular function (GO): protein binding
Source: RefSeq, a predicted model, not a curated record